Colossoma macropomum (tambaqui) is the source of this 3321-nucleotide messenger RNA. RefSeq names its product family with sequence similarity 184 member A (gene fam184a). Lineage: Eukaryota; Metazoa; Chordata; Actinopteri; Characiformes; Serrasalmidae. The transcript has 18 exons. The record is from RefSeq and is a predicted model, not a curated record. Bases 111 to 3254 code for a protein of 1047 amino acids.
UCUAUGCACUCAACACAAAGAACGACGAGCAUGAGGCGGCCAUCCAGACGCUGAAGGAGGCGCACGAGGAGGAGGUGCAGCAGAUCCUGUCGGAGACGCGGGAGAAGAUCAUGCAGUACAAGAGCAAGAUCAGUGACGAGAUGGACCUGAAGAGGCGCAUCCAGUCUCUGGAGGAGUCCCUGGAGCUGCACGAGCGGAUGAAGCGGCAGGCGCUGGCUGAGUUUGAGUCGUACAGGCAACGCGUAGAGGACAUGCAGCUGUGCACAGAGGCGCAGCACACACAGCGGGUGGUAACCAUGUCCCGCGAGGUGGAGGAGAUGCGCCGAUCUUUCGAAGAGAAACUCCGUUCCUUUGGACAGGUGCAGGCCCAGUUUGAGCAGGAGAAGAGGCAAGCCCUGGAGGAGCUCCGCACCGCACACCGGCAAGAGGUCCAAGAGCUGCUUCGUUCUCAUCAGAGCCAGAAUGCCAACUACAGUAAAGACCAGGAGAAGCUCAGCCAGCUGCACAAGCAAGAGGUAGAGGCUCUGACGGAGAGGGUGGAGGAGCUGAAACAGGACAAGAAGCGUCUGGUGGAGGAGUAUGAGGCCAAGCUGAACAAGGCCCAGGCCUUCUACGAGCGUGAGCUGGAGGCCAUGAAGCGCACACAGCAGAUGACUGCGGAGAACCUUCUGGCCUGGAAGAAGACAGAGGCAGAGCUGAGGAAGGAGUUCCAAGCGCAAGAGGCAGCGCUGCAGAAGACGCUGGGCAAGCUGCGCUCUGAGCUGCAGAGGGUCCAGGAGGAGGCCAGGGAGAGCCGAGAGAAAUCCCACAAACUACAGGCUACUCUCUCCGCAGCAGAGAACAACAUCAAGGAGCUCCACAAACAGCUGGAUGAGGUGACUCAGGAUGCGGAGAUCAUAGCCAUCCGGCAGAAAGAAGCGGAGUGCGAACUGGAGGCCACCAGAGACAGAGUUCAGCAGCAGGCCACUGAGAUCCUCCUCAAAGCCAGUCAGAUCGGCAGCUUGCAGGCUACGCAGAUGACCCAUGAGGCGGCCAUCCGGGACCUGGAAUCAGAGAAGUCACGUCUGAAGGACAAGGUGUUGCGUCUGGAGGAGGAGAGAGGAGCACUGCAGAAUAAGAGCCAAGUUCUGGACGAAAGACAGAGACAGCAGAUCCUUUCACUGGAGAAGACUCUUCGAGAAGAGAAGCAGGCAUAUGAGAAGGAGCUGAUGAACCUGCGCAGCAAAUACGAGGAGGACACGGCUCACUUUAAAGAGGCGCAGAGCCGGGCACUGGAUGAGCUGUCCAAAAAGCAUCGGGCCACCCUGGAGAACAUCCAGACAAACUCGGAGAAAGAGAAGAACCGACUCCUGGUUGAGAUGGAGCAGCAGUUUGAGAAGGAGCGCAGUUCACUGGAGGAGCAGAAGAAGCAUCUGCGGGAGCAGCUGGACAGCCUGAGAGAGGAGCUCACCACCAGGCUGAACAUGGCCAACAGCGAGGUGAGCCGUCUGCAGGACCUGGUGAAAGAGGGAGAGCAGGGGCUGGGCUCUGCAAUGGGUCACAUCUCCAGCCUGAAGGAAGCCCAGGAGAAGCUUCUAGAAGAGUUAGAUGCCACCCGGGCCAGACUGAGAGAAACCACUAAUCUCCUAACAGCCCUGCAGGGAGAGAUGGAGACCCAGAAGCAGCAGCAUGAGGCAAAACUUAUAGCCACCAAAGAAGAGGAGAAGCUCAAAAUGGAUAAAAUGGCCCUGGAGCUGGAGCUGAAGUGGACUGAAACACUCAGGCAGGAGUGUAAGAAGCUGCGUGAAGAGCUGCGAGAGGAGCAUGAAGAGGACAAGAGGGCAGCACUCACUCAGCUGGCCCAGAGUAAGGAGCAGGAGCUGGGCACUGCCCGCGAGAGCUGGCAGAGGAAGGUGGAGGACCUGCUGGAGCAGAUCUCGUUGUUGAAGCAGAGUCUGGAGAUGCAGCUGUCUCAGUCUCAGCACUCUCUGCAGCAGCUGCAGGCUCAGUUCAGUCAGGAGCGGGAGCACCUGGGCCAGCAGCUGCAGGAGCUGGAGCUGGAGCACCAGCGCAGAGAGGAGCGUCUUCGGGAGGCCCACCGCUGCACCAUCCAGGACAUGCAGGAGGCCCGCCAGCAUGACCUCAAGGAGCUGGAGGAGCGUCUGCGGCAGCAGCAUCAUAUGGAACUUCAGUCUCUGAGGGAAGCACACAGGCAGAACAUUGAGACACUGAAGCAGCAGUCAGAGCAGGAGCUGCAGACACUGCGCUUUGAGCUGGAGGAUGAAGGCAAAGCCAUGCUGGCCUCUUUGCGCUCAGAGCUGAACCAUCUUCAUGCCUCAGCUAUAGAGCACCUGCGGCAGAAUCAUCAGCAGGAGACUGCGGCUGCCAAGCAGGAGCUGGAGAACGCGCUGGAGCAGAGCAGGAUACAGGAGCGGGAGCUGUUGAGUCGUAUCUCAGACCUGCAGGAGGAAGUGACCCGCAGGAAGAACCACAUUGCUGACCUGGACCAUGAGAUCCACACCCUAAACGAAAACAUCAGCACCCUCACCAAAGAGCUGGAGCUGAAGGGCAAGGAGGUCCUGAAGAUCCGCAGCGAAGCUAACCAGCAGAUCAGGGCUCAUGAGCAGGACCUGUGUAAGAAGCACGAGAGAGAGAUGACGGAGCUGAAUGCGCUGCACAACAGAGAGACCCAGAACAUGCUGUCUGACUUCAACAAGGCCCAAGAACUGCUCAAGGAUAAAAUCUCUGCCCUGCAGAUCUUGCUGGAGGCGACAGAGGAGAAGUUCAGGAACCGAGAGAGCAGGCCAGAAGACCUCCAGAUGAUCGCUGAGCUCAAGGAGAUGGUGACUGAGAGGGAGACCCUGGUCAAGAAGCUGGUGGAUGACAAAAAGUUCUACCAGCUGGAGCUCGUGAACAGAGAGACCAACUUCAACAAAGUGUUUAACGCCAGCCCCAAUGUCGGUGUGAUUAACCCCCUCAUCAAGCAAAAGCGAAAGAAUGACAAAUCGGCCAACCGAUUCAGCAGCUCACCCAAUCUAAGGGCCAAUGUGGAGGCCUCGGGGACAGGGAGCGGCCAGCCCCAGCCCAGUCGCCUCGAGCCCAUCCCCAACUCCCCCAUUCACCAGCUGGAGCUCAACACCAGCAAACCACUGCCCCCACCGACCCCUCCCACCGAGCCCAAGAAAUUCAUGAGCCCUCCUGAGACAGAGGAGUCGCCUGUAGCCUCCCCAGAUCCUCAAAGACAAGAGUGGUUCGCCCAGUACUUCACCUUCUGACUUUUAGCAACUCAAGAGCAUGUCAGCCAAACCAAAAAAAAGCAAAAGAAAAAGAAAAAAAAAGAUA